Molecule: messenger RNA, 998 nt
Organism: Ilex paraguariensis (yerba mate)
Lineage: Eukaryota; Viridiplantae; Streptophyta; Magnoliopsida; Aquifoliales; Aquifoliaceae
Source: the annotation of a GenBank genome assembly
UGGGUGUUUUAUCUGGUGAUGGUCGUUAUCUACUGCUACAUUGCAUCUGCUCAUUUGGGGGGAUUCCAUUGGUCUCCUGCUCUCUGUUCUUAUCUAUGAGGCUCUAUUCUAGUCUUACCGCUGCUUUGAUUUCCUACUGUGAUUUUUCGGGUGGUGUUAUUGUCACAUAUAUUGCAUUUUCUUCCUUGCUGAUACUGGUUAUAGUUGCUUGGGUUCACCUUUGCUUUAUGGAUUACUCUAUUGGUGGAUGUGAGAUUCACUACUUCUGCUGCUUGUUUCUUAUGCUACUGAUGGUUUCUUUAUUUUGGGUGGCUUGUAUCUGCUCAUACUUUCAUGAUAUGGCUCUUUCAUUCACCGAGGUCCAUUCAUCAUCAUCAUCAUUGUCUACAAUUGUAGCUGCUCUGGUUCUCUAUGGCUACCUCUGUUCGCACUGUGGUCUAUGGCUCUACUGGCUUUGCUUCGGCUGGAUUAUCUCUUGCUCUUGUGGUGGUCCUUCUAGGCAGAGUUGUUGUAUCAGCCUCAGCAUUCUCUUGGGUAGGCUUGGGAUGAUCCUCCCUGGGCUAUCUUCCUCUUCUCUCUUGGUGACUUUUGGCCUUCUCUGAUCGCCCUCCCUCACGUCUAUCUCCUCCCUCUUGCGCUUCAUGGUGGUUUGCUGGCCGGGCCUAUAUGCGUUUGCGUUGCUUUUUAGAGGGAGGUGUCUCUUCAUCUUCCUGGUUCUAUGCAUCUGCUGCAUGAAUGGAGGUCUGGUUCAUGCACUUUUUACUACACUGUCUUCUUGGGUUUGAUCCCGGUGACUGCUGCUUGCCCUUCAGCUCUAUGAUGGCUCAUGUUGUUCUGUUGAUAGUGCAUUGGUGUUGCUGUUUGAGCCUUUCCUAUUUCCUCUCCCAUGUGGUUGAUGUUUUGGUUGUCCUUCUGCUCUGAAGCUCGCUGGUUACAAACAGCCCCCUGUUUUGUUUUGUUUAUAACAUUACCUUUUGUUUGCAAUUCUGUGGGUGAUA